Pyricularia grisea is the source of this 498-nucleotide messenger RNA. RefSeq lists its product as uncharacterized. The record is from RefSeq and is a predicted model, not a curated record. The coding region runs from base 1 to 498 and encodes 165 amino acids. The transcript has a single exon. Lineage: Eukaryota; Fungi; Ascomycota; Sordariomycetes; Magnaporthales; Pyriculariaceae.
AUGAUCUCGACCACCACCAGCAGCAGCACCUCCCCAACAUCGAUCGCCAUUCCAAGCUGCUCAUGCCCAACCCCCACGGCCACUCCCUCCAACACCUAUAUCCGCCGCCAUCUAAACCCCCAGAGACCGGCCUGCGCUUAUGACAGGCCGCAGGCGCUUCUCGACUAUCAAGUCGUGACCAGCGACCUCGGACCCAACAACGAUUACGCCCCGGGGCUUGCGCAGUGCCAGGCGCAGUGCGACCGCAACCCCGCUUGCGUUUUUUACUUUCUCUUCAUAAGCCGAUCCCAACUGGUGCUUAACAACAACAGGGGCCAGUGUGUGAUAAGCAACCAGCCCUUUCAGUCCGAGUCUUUGUUUUGCGGAUACGAUUCGGUUACCUUUAGCGCCGGCUACGACCAGGUCCCGAGGGGAGGUGGAUCUUCUGUCGUCGGCUCGUUGACAAGCUCAUCGAUACCGACCACUAGUUCAAGCGCCUCAAUGGCCACUACAAGCUGA